Malassezia restricta is the source of this 261-nucleotide messenger RNA. RefSeq names its product NADH dehydrogenase (ubiquinone) 1 alpha subcomplex subunit 4. The record is from RefSeq and is a predicted model, not a curated record. Lineage: Eukaryota; Fungi; Basidiomycota; Malasseziomycetes; Malasseziales; Malasseziaceae. Bases 1 to 261 code for a protein of 86 amino acids. The transcript is spliced from 4 exons.
AUGGUCUCGCCCAACACUGCUAGGAAAGGCAUCCAAUGGUCUAAGAUUAUGCCUGUUGAAGUGUACCCCAUCGUCGCUGUCUCGGUCCUGGCCGUCGGCGGUGCUACGUGGUACCUUACGCGUCUCGCACGCUCGCCUGAUGUGAUUUGGGACAAGAAGAACAACCCUACUCCCUGGAACAACGUGGAGCCGGGCACUCAAUAUAAGCUGUUGAACAUUACGGGCGAGUUUGACAAGAAGUACAAGCGCGACCGUCUUUGA